AUGGCGCGGUGGUGUCAGCUGGCGGCGGUGCUGCUCGCCGUGUCGAUGGCGGCGUCGACGUCGGUGGCGCAGGACGCGCUGCAGACCAAGUGCCAGGGGGACCUGCAGAAGCUGUCGGACUGCAUGGACUACGCGACGGGGCACGAGGAAACGCCGUCGGCCAAGUGCUGCGAGGACACGGCGGACACGCAGAAGGCGCGGCCCGAGUGCCUCUGCUCCAUCAUCCAGCAGGUGCACAGCGGCAGCCACGGCGUGCAGCAGCUCGGCCUCCGCUUCGACCGCCUCCUGGCCCAGCCCGCAGCCUGCAAGCUCACCUACGCCAACGUCUCCCUCUGCAUCAACCUGCUGCACCUGACCCCGAGCUCGCCAGACUACGCUCUCUUCGCAAAUGCUUCCAAGAUUACUCCGUCCACUGCCGCACCGGCGAGAGACACCGCCGACGGCUUCAAGGUUUCGCCGGGACUCGGUUACGGCGUCGUGGCAGCGGCCGUCGUCUCUGCUGUCUUCUCAUCCAUCUUCUGA
This is a messenger RNA of Triticum turgidum subsp. durum (durum wheat), 522 nucleotides long. The record is from the annotation of a GenBank genome assembly. NCBI's taxonomy places the organism in Eukaryota, Viridiplantae, Streptophyta, Magnoliopsida, Poales, Poaceae.